This is a messenger RNA of Vidua chalybeata, 1300 nucleotides long. RefSeq names its product Ly1 antibody reactive (gene LYAR). The coding region runs from base 192 to 1283 and encodes 363 amino acids. Gene Ontology annotation, molecular function: DNA binding. Lineage: Eukaryota; Metazoa; Chordata; Aves; Passeriformes; Viduidae. Gene Ontology annotation, cellular component: nucleolus. The record is from RefSeq and is a predicted model, not a curated record. The transcript is spliced from 9 exons. Gene Ontology annotation, biological process: rRNA processing; negative regulation of transcription by RNA polymerase II.
GCGGGGGCGGCGCGGCACGGAACGGCACGGCACGGCAGCAGCCGGCUGCCGCCCAUUAGCGCGGGUGGCGGCCACGCUGGGCUUCCCACGCCGUGUGGCCCGGUCACCCCUCAGCGCUGCCGCUCGGCGGGGCCUGGCCGAGAGGGAGUUGCGCUUCUGUGGGAAGGAAGACGCUCUGAUCACUCGCCAACAUGGUGGUUUUCACAUGCAAUGCAUGUGGAGAAGCUGUGAAGAAAGCACAGGUUGAAAAGCACGUGAACAUCUGCAGAAAAUGUCAGUGCCUGUCGUGCAUGGAUUGUGGCAAGGAUUUCUGGGGUGAUGACUAUAAGGAACACGUGAAGUGCAUAAGUGAAGACCAGAAAUAUGGUGGGAAAGGCUUUGAAGCCAAAACGAACAAAGGAGAUGCUAAACAGCAGGAGUGGAUUCAGAAAAUUCAUGAAGUAAUGAAGAAGCCCAACAUAAGCCCUAAAGUGCGGAAAAUCCUGGAGCAAAUGCGUGCCUUUGAUAACAUUCCAAGAAAAAAAGUAAAGUUUCAGAAUUGGAUCAAGAACAGUUUGAGAGUUAAUGACAGCAAUUUGCAAGAUCAGGUGUGGGAUGUUUUCUCAGAAGCAACCAGAAACAUUUCAAAUGAAAAAGAACAAGACAAACCACAACAGAAGGAGGAGCAGCGGUCUGCAGAAACUGGGGAAAAUACAAAUGCAGAAGAAAAUGGAAUUACAGAUGCAAAAACUGAGAGAAAAAAGAGUAAGAGGGAACGAAAAGAAGAGAGACAAAAGAACAAAAAGAAGGAGAAAAAAGAUCUGAAAUUGGAAAACCAGGAAGAAGUAAAAAAGAGUAAAAAGUCCAAAAAAGGAAAAGAGAGUGCGGACGAUGAAUUUGAAAUAAAUGGAAAUGGCAAUCACAGUGAAACAGAAGAGGAAACUAACGUAAAGAAACGCAAACAUAAACAUGUAGAAGAGGAACCUCAUACUAAAACAAAGAGAAUGAAAACUGAAAGCAUUUCAGAAGACAUGGAAACAGAAAACAUCAAUGACAGCGAAGAAAAUAUGGGAACAGAGAAAGGUAAAUUCAACUGGAAGGGAACCAUCAAAGCAGUUCUGAAACAGGCUCCAGACAAUGAAAUUUCAAUUAAGAAACUAAGAAAAAAGGUGAUAGCUCAAUAUUAUGCAGUAGCUGGUGAACAUCACAAAACAGAAGAGGAGAUCCUAGUCAUAUUCAAUAAGAAAGUGAAUAACAAUCCCAAAUUUAGAGUUCUAAAGGACAAAGUGAAACUUGUGAAAUAAACAGUUUGCAUACUUUU